This is a messenger RNA of Cryptomeria japonica (Japanese cedar), 753 nucleotides long. RefSeq names its product metallothionein-like protein type 2. The record is from RefSeq and is a predicted model, not a curated record. Bases 75 to 443 code for a protein of 122 amino acids. The transcript is spliced from 3 exons. Gene Ontology annotation, molecular function: metal ion binding. NCBI's taxonomy places the organism in Eukaryota, Viridiplantae, Streptophyta, Pinopsida, Cupressales, Cupressaceae.
GGUGUAAAUUCAUUACAGAUUUUUGACGCCCCACUUGAGGUAAUUCAAUUGAGAGGCCAUGCUCAAUAAUACCCAUGUUGGUUGAGGUCAUUCAUGACGAAAUACUUACUGGCCUCUGCAUUAUAACUGACUUCUCCUCUAUAAAUUCACAUUAUCUUCUCCACAAUCCCCCCAUUGCAUUUCAUCUGCUUAAUUCCUCUUCCAUAACAAUACCCAUAUUGUUGGAGACAAUAAACAUGUCUUCUAGGUCAACCUGCACUUGUGGCAAGAGAUGUGGCAUGUAUCCUGAUCUCACAGGUGCUGAAAAAUCUGUUGCACAGUCAAUUGUGUUAGGCCUCACUGCCUCUGACAUGGGGCAUGUUGAUGAAGGAGUGACAGUGGCAGGAGAGAAUGGUUGCAAGUGUGGUUCCAACUGCACUUGUGACCCCUGCAACUGCAAAUGACAACAUCUAUUACUACUAUCGAUUUUCUAUUUUCAACAUCCAUGUGAGGCUAUAAUAGGAAUGGAAACUAAAUAAUAUCUUGCAGUUGCAGCUACUGCAGAUUGCUUUGUCUUAUCUUUAUAAGUGACUUUCAUUUCUAUGGACAAGAGUGCUUGUUCCUUAGAGAUGCAGUCCCUAGUAGAAAGCUUAUGAUGUAACUAAAUUCUGCUUUGAAAUGCAAACUAUGGUUAUUGUAUAACCUUGUUCCUGUUGGCAGGCAGGUCUAAGUAAGUUAAAUUAUUUAUAAAAUCUACUACCAAAAUAUUAUUGA